Molecule: messenger RNA, 10364 nt
Organism: Engraulis encrasicolus (European anchovy)
Lineage: Eukaryota; Metazoa; Chordata; Actinopteri; Clupeiformes; Engraulidae
Gene: nav3
Product: neuron navigator 3
Exons: 43
Coding region: 88-8139 (2683 amino acids)
Biological process (GO): nervous system development; neurogenesis
Molecular function (GO): ATP hydrolysis activity; ATP binding; protein binding
Source: RefSeq, a predicted model, not a curated record
UUGGUAGGGGGGUGGCUGUGUUUUGGUGUGUGUUUGCUUGACUGUCUGGCUUGGCGUUGUUGACAGCCGCUCGCUCGCUCGGCCACCAUGCCGGUGGUAGGGGUCGCCUCCAAGCUGAGGCAGCCCAGCGUGGGAUCCAAGCCGGUGCACACCGCCCUGCCCAUGCCCAACCUGGGCCGUGGAGGUGGCGGUGCUGGAGGGGGACUCGGCGGAGCGUCAGGGGGACUCUCGGCAGGCUAUGCCGCCCGACGAGGGGUAUCCCCAGACACCAGGGCCAGCAGCAGGGAUAGGGAGGGGUUGGGCUCGGGCUCGGGAUCUCCCAUGCUGCUACACUCCUCCACCCCUUCCUCGUUGUCAUCGUCCUUGACUUUUUCGUCACCGUUGUCGUCGUCCUCCUCCUCCUCUUCCGCUGGUGCUGGGUAUCAGCUGUCAGUCAAAGGGCAUCAGGACUAUCACCACCACCACCCAAGCCAGAGCCCUCAUCACCUCCUCCACCACCAGCAGCAGCAGGAGCCCAGGACUACUACCACCACUACCCCACAGCUGCAACUGCAGUCUCAUCUACAGCUACAGCCACAGCUGCAGCAGCCGGCACGCAGCAGGGAGACGGAGGAGAGCAAGAUCAGUAAGAUCUAUACUGACUGGGCGAAUCACUACCUGGCGAAGUCUGGCUGUCAGCGCCUAAUCAAGGACCUCACACAGGACAUUGCCGAUGGAGUUCUGCUGGCAGAAAUCAUCCAGAUCAUUGCAAACGAGAAGGUGGAAGACAUCAAUGCCUGUCCAAGAAGUCAGUCUCAAAUGAUCGAGAAUGUGGACACCUGCCUCAGUUUCCUAGAGGCCAGAGGAGUCAACGUACAGGGACUCUCAGCAGAAGAGAUUCGUAAUGGGAAUCUGAAGAGCAUCCUGGGCCUGUUCUUCAUCCUGUCGCGCUACAAGCAGCAGCAGCAGCAUCAGCAGCAGUACCUGCAGUCCCUGGUGGAGCUGCAGCAGCAGGUCACCCACACGCACCCCCACACGCCCCCACACCAGGCCAGCCCCACAGCAGCACCCACCAGCCCCCUCAAGACGCAAGACAUGCAGUCCAGUCUCACGGCGCGAUACGCGAGCCCACCCACCCACAGUGGACUAGGAGCCAGCCAGAAGAAAAACACAAGGUUACCAGGGCCAUCGCGGGUCCCCACUGCAGGCAGUGGGGCUAAGGGCCAGGGGGCCUCCAACCUCAACAGGAGGAGCCAGAGCUUCAACAGCAUCGACAAGAGCAAACCUCUGCAGUACGCCAGUGGCAAUGACAGAGAGUCGAUGAGGGGCAUCCCAGUAGCGGGCAGCAUGAACGGCAGCGCUGGCACAGGGGGCGGCCUGGGCAUGUCGGGCACCGGCAUGGCCCCCAUGCCCUCCAGCAGCAGCGGGCACCAGCUGGGCUCUGCCAUCCCCUCGCCAUCGGCGGGCAAGUCCUGGCGCAGCAAGUCCAUGAACCUGAAGCACAGCGCCACCUCCUCCAUGCUGGCCCUCAGCCCCACCUCCUCCCCUCCCCCGCCCGGCUCCUCUGAGCGCCUCCAACGCGGCGGCGGUGGUGGGGGUGGCGAUGCCACUUCCUGUUCGUCGACGUCUGGGGUCAAGGGGUUGUCGUCGGGGCCAAACGUCUGCGCAGCGGCUAACGCUCCCGGAAACCAGCGUUCUAUGUUGGAUAAGUUCAGGCUCAUUAACCCACGCUCGGGUUCGAGAACGUCACCCUCGGUGGCCGAGAUGGCUCUGCAGGAGGAGGACGAUUUGUCGGAGUACGGUGACGACCCGACCCCGGCGCCAGCACAGGUGCCCACGCACACACACGCGCCACCCCUGAGCCGGAUAGGUUCGCCCGUCCCCCACCCGCAAUCCCCACCUCUCGGCCACCACGCAUCCUCCUCUCUCCCCACAGCCAAGGGCUCGGGCAAAGGUCAGGGUAGCAAAUCCCUCGCCCAGCCCAACAAGGGUGAAAGCGAUGGCAACAAAGCCAAGUCGGGCAAAGUGGGCAAAGCUGGCACGCCACCCAAGGAAGAGAGGGAUUCGUCGGCACCCGGUGGCGGUGAUGCAAGUGGAAAGAAGGGCUCCAAGAUUGCCAGCCUCAUCCCCAAAGGUGGCAAGCCUGCAGCGGGUGGCAAGAAGGACGGUGGCUCGUCCAUCCCGGCCUCCAGCGGCAUCCCCAAACCAGGGCUCAAAGCCCCGCAAGCCACAGCCAAGCAGACCCAGCAGUCCUCCUCCAUGGCCGGGGGCAACACGUCGGUGCCAGGCAGUGGUACUGGUGGUAGUGGUGGAGGCGCGGGACCCACGGCACCAGGCGCAGUCCGAGAGGGCAGCGAGAAGGCGAAACUGGCCAAAGGCGGUCAGUCGUCGUACUACGUGCAACGGUCAGCAGGGGGAGGCGGAGAGCCGCGUCGCACCAACAUGACCUCCUCCACCAGCACAUCUGCACUGUCGGGAUCCACAUCGGGCAUCGGAGGAGGAGGAGGAGGAGGUGGCGGAGGGGUAAUGGGGGGUAACGGAGCGGUGCAGUUGCCCCAGCAACAGCAGCACAACCACCCCAACACGGCCACUGUAGCCCCCUUCAUGUACAGGACAUACUCUGAGAACGACUGCACCACGGUGGCCCCAGCUGACCCGUGCCUGAGCCCCACCAAGGGGGAGCUGGUCUACAGCAAGACUGCCAAACAGUGCCUGGAGGAAAUCUCUGGGGAAGACCCAGAGACACGGCGGAUGCGAACCGUGAAGAAUAUUGCGGACCUUCGGCAGAAUCUGGAGGAGACCAUGUCCAGCCUGAGAGGCACCCAGAUCAGCCACAGCACUCUGGAGACGACCUUUGACACCACGGUAACCACAGAGGUCAACGGGCGCGGCUCUGGUGGCAGUGGCACCGGUGGCAGUGGCACCGGUGGCAGCGGCGGUAGUGGUGGCCUACAAGCCCUCUCCAGCCGCAACUCCCCCAUGGCCUGGCGUCUCAACCAAUCAGCAACGCCUAGACUCCAAGCCGGCGACGCCCCCUCCAUGCCCAGUGGUGGCAACUACGGUGGUAGCCAAUCGCGCGCAGGCAGCGGUGGAAGUGGUGGUGUACCAGGAAGCAGCGGCGGUGGUGGUGGUGGUGGAGGUGGAGGUGGGGGUGUUCCAGCUGGUCGCUAUGGUGGAGAUCCCUCCCGCUACGUCUACAACGCUCCACUCAGGAGAGCAGCGGCCGGGAGUGGUGGCAGAGGGGCCGAACCAGGAGACAAAGGCGGCGACGGCAUUGGGCCAGAGGUGGAUGUGGGCGGGUACAUGAGCGAUGGAGACCUGCUGGCCAAAAACGCGAGGGCAGAGGACAUCACCAGUGGGUACCUAACAGAUGGCGGGCUGCACCUGUACUCUCGGAAUGUGGGCCGAGCAGGCGAGCUGACCUCCGCCAGAGAGGUGGUGCAGCGCGGAGUCAAGGAGGGAGACGCCGACAGUUGGGAUGACAGUAGUUCGGUGAGCAGUGGCUUGAGUGACACUCUUGACAACAUCAGCACGGAUGACCUGAACACCCCGGCAUCCUACUCGGCCAUUCAAGCUUCUCCACGCAAGAGCAAGGGCCCCCAGUCCAAGCAUGUGGAGCAGGACGCCAGCACCUGGGCGGGAGCAGAGGACCUGAAGAAGGUAGACGAGGAGAUUGACAGCAGCAUGGACCAAUCAGGCAAGUGGAGGGCCUCCUCCUCUUCCUCCUCCUCCGUGCCCAGCCAACCAGAGGAAGGCGGCCAGAAAACCGGCCUACCGGUGUCCCAGACCGGCUCCUGGAGGCGGGGCAUGUCUGCCCAGGUGGGCAUCACUCCUCCCCGCACCAAAGGCACAUCUGGAAACCUCAAGACGCCGGGCAAAACCGACGAUGCCAAGGCGUCUGAGAAGGGCAAGGCAUCUUCCAAGACUGGCGCCAGCAGCGGCGUUGGAGGCAGUGGCAGCAUCGAGCGCUCGCCGUCCGAUGCGGGCAAGAGUAGCGGCGACGAGGGUAAGAAGCCGCCAUCGGGCAUCGGUCGCCCGCCCACCACGGGCUCCUUCGGCUACAAGAAGAUACCCGGCGCCUCCGGUGCCCUCAUCACCGCCAGCGGCGCCACCCUCACCAGCGGCUCAUCCACCCUGGGCAAGGUGCCUAAGUCCUCGGCCAUCGGCAAGGGCGCGACCGCGGGCGGCAACGGCGGGCGUAAGACCAGUCUUGACGGCUCGCAGCACCAAGACGAUGGCGUGCUGCUGGCGUGUAGCGGGUCCAAGAUGACCCUGCAGUACCGCUCUCUGCCCAGGCCCGCCAAGUCUUCCAGUGGCGCUGCCGGCCCCGUGGCAUCGGUGGCCGGUCGAGGCGGCCAUCGGUCCAGCUCCAGCAGCAUCGACUCCAGCGUUAGCGGCAAGUCGGCCUCCGUGGUGCCCCCUGGCAGUGCUGGCCCUGCCACGCUGCCCAACGCGAAGAGACGCGACGCUGCCAGCAAGGUCGGGUCGGGACGGUCCAGUCCCGUGACGGUCAACCAGACGGACAAGGAGAAGGUGGCCGUGUCUGACCAGGAGGGUGGACCAGGCGGUGGCGCGGGGCUGUCCACCUCCCCCAAAUCCAGCCCCACAUCUGGGGGCCAGUCCGGGCUCCGUCAGCCUGGGUCCAAGUACCCCGACAUUGCCUCACCCACCUUCCGCCGCCUUUUCGGUGCCAAGGCCAGCAGCAAGCCCAGCUCCCCCGGCACGCCUGACUCUGGCAAGUGCCCGUCCGCCCUGGGCAGCCCCCACGGCACGCUGGCACGGCAGACCAGCCUCGACUCGCCCUCCUCGGGCACGGGUAGCCUGGGCAGCGCCGGCGGGCAGAGCGGUGGCAGCAGCCCCCUCUAUGGCAAAGGACCCGACCUCGGCACGGGAAUGGGCAUGGGCAUGGGCAUGGGCAUGGGUACAGAUUCGCCUGCCUCCAGCCCAGCGUCAGGGCUCUCGCUGCCCUCCAACGCCCGGCCCUGGCCUGCCAACCUCAGCAGCACGUCCUCCGCAGGCAGCAAGGACACGCUGAGCUGCCAGAGCAUGACCAGCCUGCACACCAGCUCGGAGAGCAUCGACCUGCCGUUGGGGCACCACCACCACGGCCCCGCCAAGGUCACGCGCACGGGCAGCGUCAAAUCCACACUGUCGGAGGGUAUGCCCCUUGACAGAAACACCCUUCCCAAAAAGGGGCUAAGGUACCCGCCCUCCUCCAGGCAGACGUCCAAUGAGGAGGGGAAGGAGUGGCUGCGCUCCCACUCUACUGGUGGACUGCAGGACACUGGAAGCCAAUCGCCUCUCUCGCCACCAGAUGCCUCUGCCAACGCUGGCAAAUACCACUACUCGAACCUGCUGAGCCCAACUACCAUGGCCCAGUACAACCUCCCCGGGCCCAGCAUGAGCCGCUCCAACAGCAUCCCCACCCAGGACUCCUUUGACCUGUACGGGGAGGGCCACGCCCUGGGCGGCAGUGCCACCUCCCUGGAGGAGAGACCCAGGGGCAUCAGCCGCUCUGGAUCCUUCCGUGACAGCACUGACGAAGUCCAUGGAUCAUCACUGUCCCUGGUCUCCAGUACCUCAUCACUUUAUUCAGCGGUCCUAUCUUUUCUGGACAAGACAGAGGAGAAGGCCCACUCUGAGGGCCAAACAGUCCAAAAUACCACGCAAAUUAGGAAGCUGCGGAGGGAACUGGACGCCUCCCAAGAAAAGGUUGCGGCGCUGACUUCACAGCUCUCUGCCAACGCUCAUCUGGUGGCUGCGUUUGAGAAGAGUCUCGCCAACAUGACCUGUCGGCUGCAGAGCUUGACCAUGACGGCGGAACAGAAGGAGUCGGAGCUGGCAGAGCUGAGGGAUACUAUCGAGGCACUGAAGUCCCAGAACACAGACGCGCAGACUGCCAUCCAGGUGGCACUCAAUGGCCCCGAUCACGCCACCAGAGGGGCUGACCAGCGAAUCAGGCGGCAGCACUCGUCGGACAGCAUGUCGAGCAUCAACAGUGCGGCCAGCCACUCCAGCCUGGGCAGUGCCAAGGACGCAGACGACAAGAAGAAAAAGAAGAAGAGCUGGGUGGCUGAUUCCAUCCCUGCCCAGUUGCGGAGCUCCUUCAAGCAGGCGUUCAGUAAGAAGAAGUCCAGUAAGCUGCCGUCGUCGCAGGAUGACAUUGACGAGAUGACCGACUCGUCUCUGCCCUCCUCGCCUAAACUGCAGCACGCUAGCAGGCAGGGCAGCAUCCAGGCCCUUAGAGCUUCACCAUCCACUACGGACAAGUGUUAUUGUGAUAGCAAGUCCUCCCCAUUAUGGAUUCCAAAGAAAAGACAAAAUGGCCAUGUGGUCUACAAGCACCGAUCUCGGCUGUGUGAGUGUACUGAGGCGGAGGCUGAGAUCAUCCUGCAGCUGAAGAAUGAGCUGAGGGAGAAAGAGCUGAAGCUGACCGACAUCAGACUGGAGGCCCUCAGCUCUGCACACCACCUGGACCAGAUACGAGAGGCCAUGAACCGCAUGCAGAACGAGAUCGAGCUGCUGAAAGCAGAGAACGACCGGCUAAAGUCGAGCGGUAACUCCACCCCCCAGGCCACCCCAGUCAAGACAGCCCGGCCCCCCUCCGAGACGUCCAGCACCUCCUCGUCCUCCUCUCGCCAGUCACUGGGGCUGUCACUCAACAACCUCAACAUAACCGACACCAUCAUGUCUGAUAUUCUGCUGGAUGACGGCUUCGAAGGGAACCUUCGCAAAGAAGGCCGAAGCGUGAGAAUCGUCGUGAAGAUCCACGGCGGCUCCAACAAGACAAAGGGCUCUAAGAGUCAGGAGUACCUCAUAGGCUCCAUUGGAGUGAGUGGGAAGACCAAGUGGGACGUGCUCGAUGGUGUAAUACGACGUCUUUUCAAGGAGUAUGUGUUCCGCGUGGACCCUGUGACCAGCCUAGGUCUGAACUCGGACAGCAUCAUGUGUUACCGCAUGAAGGACGUGGUGCGGGGGCAGGCCUCAGAGGUGCCCGAGCUGCUCCCCUGCGGAUACCUGGUGGGAGACAACAACGUCAUCACCGUCAACCUCAAAGGUGUGAAUGAGAACAGCAUUGACGGGCUGGUAUUCGACACCCUGAUCCCCAAGCCCAUCAUCCAGCGCUACCUGAACCUGCUGAUGGAGCACCGGCGCAUCAUCCUGUCCGGCCCCAGCGGCACCGGCAAGUCCUACAUGGCCAGCAAGCUGGCCGAGUACAUCGUCACGCAGGCCGGCAUGGAGGUGACCGAUACCACCGUGGCCAGCUUCAACGUGGACCAGAAGUCCAGCAAGGACCUGCGUCAGUACCUGUGUUCCCUGGCGGAGCAGUGCAGCUCUGAGGAGACGGACGUGGAGCUGCCCACCGUGGUCAUCCUGGACAACCUGCACCACAUCGGCUCCCUCAGCGACAUCUUCAACGGCUUCCUCAACUGCAAAUACCACAAAUGCCCGUAUGUCAUUGGAACGAUGAAUCAGGGUGUGUCUUCGUCUCCCAAUCUGGAACUCCAUCACAACUUCAGGUGGGUGCUGUGUGCCAACCACACGGAGCCUGUGAAAGGCUUCCUGGGCCGUUUCCUGAGGAGGAAGCUGAUCGAGACGGAGAUCAGUAAGAACAUGCGCAGCAACGACCUCAUCAAGGUCAUCGACUGGAUCCCCAAGACCUGGCAUCACCUCAACUCCUUCCUAGAGGCACACAGCUCCUCUGACGUCACCAUCGGCCCUCGUCUCUUCCUGUCCUGCCCUAUGGAUGUGGAUGGGUCACGGGUCUGGUUCACUGACCUGUGGAACUACUCCCUGGUCCCCUACCUGUUGGAGGCUGUCAGAGAGGGACUGCAGCUGUAUGGCAAGCGUGCAGCUUGGGAGGACCCCACCAAGUGGGUGAACGACACGUACCCCUGGAGCUCUGCAUCGGUGCAGCACGACAGCCAGCCCCUGCUGCAGCUGCGGCCGGAGGACGUGGGCUACGACGGGUACAGCUCCUCCAAGGAGGGGGCCUCCUCCAAACAGGUCUCCCAGAGCGACACCGAGGGGGACCCACUGAUGAACAUGCUGAUGAGGCUGCAGGAGGCGGCCAACUACUCCAGCGCCCAGAGCUGCGACAGCGACAGCGCCAGUCACCACGACGACCUGCUGGACUCCUCGCUCGAGUCGGCACUCUAGACGAGUAGAGGGUGCCCGCCCCCGCGGGAGAGAGACCAGGAAGGCAGGAUGGAUGGAUGGAGCACGCAUCGGAUCCACUCACUCUGAGGAGGGAGAAAGAGAUAUGAGGGAGAGGAGGAGAGAGAUAGCAGCUGCUCCUGUGUCCCUUUAGAGAGAUGAGCUGGACUGAGCUGAACAGCACAGCACUGCACUCUGGCCCGUAACAGCCUGACCUGACAUUUGACAUUUCUUUUCCUCUCCUAUCUGAUCCCUGUCUUUACCCAAGGGGAAGGUCCCUCUCUGCUUGUGUGUGUGUGUGCGUGUGUGUGUGUGCGUGUGCGUGUGCGUGUGCGUGUGCGUGUGCGUGUGCGUGUGCGUGUGCGUGUGUGUGUGUGUGUGUGUGUGCGUGUGCGUGUGCGUGUGUGUGUGCGCACACCAAGCUGUUAUACUACAACUGACAAUGUCAGAGCCUUCUUGUCACCACACACACACACACACACACACACUCACUCACUCUCACACACACACACACACACACACACACACACACACACACACACACACACACACACACACACACACACACACACACACACACACACACACACACACACACACACACACACACACAUACAGUGUGCUUGCUCCCACACAUACAAUACAUACUCACAAACCAACACAGUCCUCCUGGGAUGCUUAAAACGUCUGCGAUGUCAUCUGCUCCAGUGCGACGUCGCCUACAGGCAUGGACAAGUAUCCAAAAAAAAACAGGACACUUCUCUUCUUCCUUCCGUUUCAUUCGUCUUGUGCUCUCUAAGACACCUGAUGUGGCCGGCCGUGCUGAUCCUCCAUUUGGCUGUUUACUGUUUCACACCCGCGUAUGUUUACAGUGGCCAAACUGGGUCUCUUCAUAGAAGAAAAAAACAGAAACACUCCAGAAGCCAGACAUACAGUGAGCCUUUGGGCCAGGGCAUGAUUCUGUGAGCUCCUCAAACUGGUUUUUUGCUGCCACUGGAAGGUGCUAAGCCCUGGACCCAAGUACAGAGGACAAGCACACACAAAACAUGGAGGCAUGGUUUGGUACUGUUUACUGUGAACCAAUGAUACUUUGGAGAGUAAAAAAGCAAACACAACAAGCAAAAACAACCAACCAAACAAACACAUACCACUCAGUUACACUGCCAAGCAAUGGCACAGGGUGCGUCAGAAGUCAGGAUGUCAACAUGGUUUUACAACAUAACACUGUAAUGCAGUCAUGCGUUUUACUAUACUCGGUGUAGGACACAUGCACUCUUUCCACUUCAGCCACAUCUGCGGUCCUACUGACUGUGUGGGGACAAGCAGUAGAAUUGUACACACAACAAACAGCGUUGGCUGCCCAAGUGUGUGUAUUCCUGUAUGUUUCCUGUCUCACUCUGCAUUCUUGAGAUACGAUACUUCACUUUGUCUUUGUUCACGAUUCUUUGAUCCUGCAAACAAGUAGCUGGUGCUCCAGCUGUAUGCUGCUUGGAGGGUCAGGAAAGAAAAAAGAAGAGAGAGUGAUGAAAAGACGUCUCUACUUUCAUCAUAUUGGGUCAGAACAAGAAGGGAACUAGCAUGGACCCAGUGUUCUCUCGUUGCCUUAAAAUGUGUCAAGCUCAGAAAUAGAAGCAAAGUUUUGACCCUGAAUCUCUCUCUCUUUCUCUCUCUCUCUCUCUCUCUCUCUCUUAUGAUGCCAUCCAAAGAGGAUUGCGAUGACACCUUGUAUGUAACUGUUGAUUGUUUUACUCUUUUGAAAAGUAUUUCUUAAUCUUCAGUUCAGGGUGGUUGACUAAUACUCCGUUGCCAUGUCUGUGAAAGGCCACGUUGAGCUUUAUUUUUUAAUUGUUUUUUAGUUUUCAUAUUGGAAGGUCAUAUCCUUUCGGUGAAUGUGUGUGUGUGUGUGUUUGACUCAUGCACAGGUAGACUAACUAGACCACUUUGACAGAUUUGCAAUGGAGAGUUGUGAUGUUUUUUUAUGGUUAUUAUUAUUAUUAUUGUUGUUACUUUGUCGCCCAGUUGACCUGGGCAAACACUUGAACCAACAUGAGCACAAUCCAACCUCGUGAUUAAAGAUUUAUCCUGGGUGAGCAUGCUGUAUUCAGUUUGCUAUAUAUGUGUACGUAGAAAAUUGACCUUUAUUUCUUCAUGCUAUGUAAGCAUGUGGAUCAAAGUAAUUACAAAAAAAGAAAGUAUAUAAAUGCAUUUAAUUUAAUUUAUCCUUUUUU